This is a messenger RNA of Peniophora sp. CBMAI 1063, 1122 nucleotides long. The record is from the annotation of a GenBank genome assembly. NCBI's taxonomy places the organism in Eukaryota, Fungi, Basidiomycota, Agaricomycetes, Russulales, Peniophoraceae.
AUGACAGAUCUACCGGAGACCAUCAAAGCCAUUCAGAUCCAACAGGACCGGACUGUCGCUGUCGUCGCCAUCCCUUUCGCAUCGCAAGAAAAGAUACGAAGUCUUCCUGAAGACCAGGUAUUGGUCCGCGUACGUGCAGUUGGCCUCAACCCGUCAGACUGGAAGCAUGCCUUCACGGAAUGGGGCACACCUGGCGCCAUCUCAGGAUGCGAUGCCUCGGGCGAUGUCGUCGCAGUCGGCUCAGGAGUAUCGCACAUCAAAGUUGGUGACCGUAUUGCGGGCUUCAACGACGGUGGAUCGUGGCAGAGCGACAACGGAGCCUUCGCAGAAUACACACGUUUCGUAGCAGCCGCAUGUUUCGUGCUCCCGCCGAACAUGACCUACGAAGAAGGCGCAUCGUUCCCAGGCGUACACUGCACCGCUGUACAGAACCUCUACAUGCGCUUGCCUAUCCCAAAGCCGUUCACUUCCGAAGCCGCCGCGUUCAAGCACAAGGGAGAGAAGAUACUUGUGUGGGGCGCGAGUACGGCUGUUGGACAUCAUGUCAUUCAGCUCGCUGCUCUGUCGGGACUCGAGGUCUACGCUACCGCAUCGCCUGCUGCAUAUCAGGACGCCAAGGCCCUCGGCGCCUCUCAUGUAUUUGACUAUAAGGACCCGGAGGUCGUCUCGAAGAUUCAGGCGCAGGCGGGCGAGAAAGGCAUUGCCUAUGCGAUUGACUGCGUCACCGAAAGAGGCAGCACGGAGCCCACAAUCGACGCGAUGUCUCUGAGCGGCGGAGGCAGAGUCCUAGUCCUCCUUCCCGUCCCCGAAGCCGUCGCGAAGCGCCGUGCGAACGUCACCGUCGAGUUCAACCUUGUCGGUACGGUAUUCGGUCGUGAGAUCAUCGUUGCGCAUAGCUGGGCCUGGCCCGCAGUUCCAGAGGAUAAGGCGCGGCUACAGGAGUGGUGCGCGCACGACAUCGCGCGCUUGCUUGAGGGAUGGAAGGCGGGUGAGGGCGCGCCGAUGUUCAAGCCACAACGGCUGCGCGAGCUUUCGGGUGGGCUGACGGCUAUUGAGAGGGGUAUGAGGAUAAUGCAGGAGGGCAGCUAUGGCCGCGAGAAGCUCGUAUGUAGGGUUGCGUGA